Messenger RNA from Lineus longissimus, 3311 nucleotides. Its product is annotated as TBC1 domain family member 22B-like. Bases 65 to 1657 code for a protein of 530 amino acids. Gene Ontology annotation, molecular function: GTPase activator activity. The transcript is spliced from 13 exons. Lineage: Eukaryota; Metazoa; Nemertea; Pilidiophora; Heteronemertea; Lineidae. Gene Ontology annotation, biological process: activation of GTPase activity. The record is from RefSeq and is a predicted model, not a curated record.
CAAAACUUAUGGAGGUGGAACUUUAAUUUUUGGUUCAAAAACAACUUGAUUAUUCCCUCAUAUUAUGCGCUACGGCCAGACGGGCAACACUCUUGUGAUGUCAGGAUUUGGGGGUAUUCAGAAAGACGUUGGCAAGCCUAGUUUUUGGAAGAAAAACACCAAAAGUGUGCCUGGAAGUAUCAAACCAGUUUAUGGAGCUCAGCACCCACCCAGACAUGAAAGACCACCAAAUGCCAUUGGAAGUGGGCCUACCACCCCCAAAAAGGAACCUCUCAAAGCAACAAAGAGAGAUUCGUUCCAGGACUUUGAGAAUAAGACAAAUGACGCCUGGGACGAUGGAGAUGAUGACCUCAUCAUGAUGGCGAACGUGAAGAUGUCGUUAAAAGAUGUUCAUUCCACGGCGAUGGCGGUGAUAAAUAGCCACAGCCAGCAGCAGCGGCUGCAGGAGGAGGAAGAGGGCGAUGUUUACGAGUUGUCAAAUAAUGGUGCUAGAUCCUUAACGGAUCAUCUGCGGGAAUCACCGAGGGCUAAUCAAGGGAGCCCUGGUGGCUCUUCUCCACAUCAUUUCGGACCGGGUGUAGGAGUCCGGCUGAACUAUCCACGAGUGCCAAAACCAACCCAGCUCAGUUACGGGGUAUCACAGGUGUUACAACCAGACAGAGAAAAACAUAGAAUAGAGAAAAUGAGAGCUGUUAUGGACCACCCUAAUCUAGAUUUAGAUGAAUUAAAGAAAGUUUGCUGGUCAGGAAUUCCUAAAGCUUGCCGGCCAUCGGCUUGGAAAUUAUUAUCAGGUUAUUUACCGGCAAGUUUAGAGCGGCGACAACCGACGUUAGAAAGAAAAAGAAGUGAAUAUUUUAGUUUUGUAGAGCAGUAUUUUGAUACACGACACCAGGAAGUACAUGCUAGUACAUUUAGACAGAGCUCAGGACUAGAUACGAUACAGAAAGAUUUAUGUCGGAUGUCGGUGUUGACGAAUCGACGGCCGAUAGAGGAGAUAUUUGAAAGAAUUUUAUACAUCUGGGCAAUUCGACAUCCUGCGAGCGGUUAUGUGCAGGGCAUGAACGACCUUGUCACGCCUUUCUUCGUUGUGUUUCUCUCUGAGUUUGCGGACUGCGAUAUCGAAUCUGAUAACUGUGAUCUAAAUCAACUGCCAAAGGACAAGUUGAAUAUAAUCGAAGCUGACUGCUAUUGGUGCUUAUCGAAACUGCUGGACGGAAUACAGGACAAUUACACGUUUGCUCAGCCUGGGAUCCAGCUCAAAGUGAAGGCCCUCAAGGAACUCGUCAAAAGAAUAAAUGCUUCCUUACAUGACCACUUGGAAGACCAUCAGGUAGAGUUCUUGCAGUUUAGUUUUCGGUGGAUGAACAACUUGCUGAUGCGGGAGAUACCGCUUAGGUGUACGAUACGGUUAUGGGAUACAUAUCAGUCCGAGGCAGAAGGAUUCGCUAGUUUUCAUCUCUACGUUUGUGCCUCAUUUCUAGUCAGAUUUUCUCAUGAUCUUCUGAGGGAGAGAGAUUUUCAGGGUCUGAUGUUGAUGCUUCAAAACUUACCGACACACAACUGGGGAGACGAAGAAAUAGGACUCUUGCUUGCCGAAGCUUAUAAACUCAAGUACAUGUUUGCAGACGCACCAAAUCACUUGUCAAAGAGCACAUAGUCCAAGGCAGACAGGAUUCAUGAUCAUCUGUGUUUUGAUUUCAAGCCAUUAUUGCACCCCUAAAGCGCUCCACAAACAAGAAAUUUUUGGUGCAGACUCGCUUGACCUGCAAUACUUAUCGCUUUAGACAAAACUGCAAGAAGAAUUAGUCAUUGCUGCAACCUGUGAUAAAUGUCUUACCCAGCAAUUACCUGUUAGCAGACAAUCUUGCUCUCCGCGGCAAUAUUUGUCACAGAUAACAGCGUAAGGCUCAUGCUUGCUGGUCACUUACACUGAUAAUUGCACAAUUUACAACCUUCACCAAAGAAAGGCCAAAUUGUUUUUGACACAAUAGUCAAUUUGUCACAAAAUUUCAAGCACUAUUACGCAACUGAGCCAACUGUCACCUGGUCGUGACAAAAGAUGUUUCAAAUUUUCAUAUCAGUCUAUGUUUCAAAUCUGUCUGUUGUGUUUGUGAUCUUUCACAUUGGCUUCGGCAGUGAUUGCCAGCUUUAAAACACCAAGCUCGUAGGUGACCAGCUCUGGCAACAAGUGUGUUUGAAGAAUUGGUGCAGAACUUAUAGCAGUGUCGUGACAGACCGUUGAUAUACGAGAUUGUUCAGGUGUGCCAAGUGCCUUGGCUUCUCAUUCUGUCCUACAUGAAUGCCAGAUUGUGUCGCUGCACAAGUACAAAAUAAAGGUUCAAAAAUACUGUGUAGAAGCUAUUUGCCAGCGAAAUCUACUUCCGACUACUUCAGAUCGUAAAUUAAGUUUGGCAUUCCUGCACUUAAUAUGUAUAAUCUAUUCGUUGAUCAAUAUGUGCUGAAUACUCUCAGUGCCAAAUCAUCAUACAGUAUGUACACUUCAAAAAGGGUGAAAAUGUGUCAUGCAAAUUGAAUGGUACAUUUGUUUUUAAUUAGUAGUAUCUCAAUCAGCGGUGCCAUGGCCAGUGAAAUAAGACUAAUUUUGUUAAAUUUCCUGUUCAACCUACGAGUAUUUGUUCAUCAGGCCAAUGUAAAAUGAUUUCAUGGUUCUUGUCAGCCAAGUUUAGGAAAUGAGUGAGGGUUUCCUUCAUCUUUCUUCAACAAUUAAACUAUGAUUUUGCUGGUGGAAAACACAAAAUCUUUGAAAUUUGUUUAUCGGCCUGAAAACUGAAAAAUUUGUGAGGCAUUGGAUAUUGUCAUCAUCAGGGUUUAAACUUCACCCCUUCACUUUUGAUUGUGUUUUUCUGUUGUUCUGGCCCUGUCAACGGGUCUGAUUAUUGAUUACUGGGGAAAUUAUCUUUCAUUUUUGUACAAAUUUCAGUUAUGUAAAAGUGAUGAACUGUUUUGGUGCAGGCUCCUUAUUUAUAGGUGAGGGCAAUGACGAGAACCACGAUAUCAUCUUUCAGUUGCCUUAUAUCAGUGCCCGGUUUAUGUUUUAUGCAUAAUAUUUCUUCACUCUGUGAACUUUGUGACAUUCUUGAUCUAUUUUACCUGACUGAACCAAGCAGGAAAAUUAGACGUCUAUGAUAAUGAUUACGGCGGGAAAUUUAAACAUCUUAAACACGUACCGCUAGUGGCCAGGCCACGAGUUAAUGUAUUCCCAGGUAGAUAUCCUGCUGAGCGGAGUGGGCAGUAUUUAGGUCUUGGUGAUAGGUAUAAAUAGGUUGCUACGUCACUCGUAACGAAAUACA